Molecule: messenger RNA, 579 nt
Organism: Mesocricetus auratus (golden hamster)
Lineage: Eukaryota; Metazoa; Chordata; Mammalia; Rodentia; Cricetidae
Product: KAT8 regulatory NSL complex subunit 2-like
Exons: 3
Coding region: 1-579 (192 amino acids)
Source: RefSeq, a predicted model, not a curated record
AUGUUAGCAAAGAAGAUACUGGAAGAGGUUUUCCAACGAUUGAGCAUCCCUAAGGUAAUUGGAUCAGACAAUGGCCUUGCCUUCAUUGCCCAGAUAUUUGCCAGGACACAAACAAAUAAGGUUCUCCUCAAAUGCUGUCAGGGGUCUGAAGAGUUAUCCUGCAACAAACCGGUUCCUGUAAGUCUUUCUGAGGUCCCCUUCUGUCCACUGCAUUUCCAGUUGUCUCCUGAGAUGUGUAAGCCCCAGCAGGUAUUGUCUGUUUCAGAUGAUCUGAAGCUGGCCCCAUGGAUCUGUAAUUGCGUUCUGCCCACUGAGAGUACACCCCUAGAGUUCAGUGAUGACUUGGACGUUGUGGGUGAUGGUAUGCUGUGCCCUCCGUCGCCCUUGCUUUUUGAUCCUUCACUAGCUCUUGAAGAUCAUUCCUACAAGGAAAUUGCUGGAGGCCCAGGCCAGAUGCAGGUGACUGGAGAUGGGUGCAGAUCUCAUGUACCUCGAAAUUUAAAGAAAGCCUGUGCAUCUUUCCCUCAGCAUGGAUUGACUACUGCAAAUGGAAAACCAGAACCGACUUCUGUCAGUUGA